AUGGAAGACGAGCAGGUGGAUGACUCCGAAAGCGAAGAGGAGGAGGAAGAGCCCGAAGCUGUGGAUGUGGAGACCACCCCAGCGGUAGUACCAACCACAGUCGGGCAGCCGCUGGUACUGAACCGCAAGUACGUGGACCCGCCCCCGUUCCUGGACGUCUUGUCAUUCCACUCCAGUCGCCUGCUGCCAGUCGCUCGCAAGGAGAUCGAGGCACAUGAGCGUCAACUGAAGAAGAAACACGGACUAGAGUCAAACUCUAGCUCCACCAAGACAUUCCUAAGCGCAGAAGAGGACGCCUCUCGACUCGAUGCGUUGCUGUCUUCCGUCCACUUACUGCUGGAGCCAAUCCAGUUGCCAGAUUUGAGUCACACCGGCGUGUUCGACCCUGCCUCGUCGCUGCUUCGACCGGUGACACCUGCAGUAGCAAUAGCAACGUCCAAGCCCGAGGGAGAGCCCCCUACCAAGAUGAAGCUCAGUAAAGUGGACAAGAGCGACGAGGUGAAACUCUUCUACCCCACGGGCGCCAAGAACUCCAACAUGCGCGACUACAUCAAGGAGACGAUCCAGAAACAUUUCUCCACUGCAGAUCUGGAGCCUCCACGCAGUGACCAGACACUCAACGCCGCCAUCAAGUCACCGGUGAAAGCUGCUCUCACAACGGGCGCGUUACUGGACCCGCAACUCACAAGACAAGCCAAAGAAAUCGUCGCUGCAGUCCGCGCGAAUUCCUCUAAGAUCAACGAGCUUAUUGCCAAGUAA
Phytophthora sojae is the source of this 759-nucleotide messenger RNA. RefSeq lists its product as hypothetical. The transcript is spliced from 2 exons. The record is from RefSeq and is a predicted model, not a curated record. NCBI's taxonomy places the organism in Eukaryota, Oomycota, Peronosporomycetes, Peronosporales, Peronosporaceae. The coding region runs from base 1 to 759 and encodes 252 amino acids.